AUGGCCUCAGUUGAUAACAGUAUGGAUACCAAUAAGAUGGUCAACAGGGUGGUAACAGUAUACAUAUCAAUGGAUAUCAGUGUGGAUGUUCAACAGAUAACCCAGUGUGAAAUUUCACAGUACCUAGAUCCUUACAGCGUUUUAAGAACAGAUGAGGAUAAUAUGGGGGAUGGUUGCUCCCAGAAACUGGCUUCUGCCAAGUUCCUUCGACUUUUGCUCCUAAUAUUGAUUCCAUGCAUCUGUGCCCUUAUCCUUUUGUUGGUGAUUCUGCUUACCUUUGCAGGGGUGCUAGAAAAAACAUGCUCUUAUUCAAACGGAAGUGAGGUCUUCACAGUUACUGGUGAAAUUGAAACAUCUGACAUUCCU
Messenger RNA from Struthio camelus australis, 366 nucleotides. The record is from RefSeq and is a predicted model, not a curated record. Lineage: Eukaryota; Metazoa; Chordata; Aves; Struthioniformes; Struthionidae.